This is a messenger RNA of Juglans microcarpa x Juglans regia, 1605 nucleotides long. Its product is annotated as RING-H2 finger protein ATL80-like. The transcript is spliced from 3 exons. NCBI's taxonomy places the organism in Eukaryota, Viridiplantae, Streptophyta, Magnoliopsida, Fagales, Juglandaceae. The record is from RefSeq and is a predicted model, not a curated record. Bases 726 to 1337 code for a protein of 203 amino acids.
UUUUACACCCAACUCCCGGUCUUAUCCAGAAGAGGCAAGGUUGAGAAACAGCCGGAACCGCAGAAAAAAAAGCAGACGGGCCCUGAGAUUCUCUACACCAAGAUAAAAGCGAACACUUUUUUCAACUCCCUUGGAAUCUCAGCUAAAUCUACUGCUUUUUACCGUUGAGUUCCUUUGCCGCCAAAACUGGCAACCAUCCUCAGCCGUUUGAUCUAAUGCCUCUUCUUAAUUCUGUGGGGUCCCUUCAUGUUGUGACUUGUGAACCCCACGAAUACGUUUCCAAAGGGCUGGAAAAGAAACAGUCUUCUUCCUUCGCUCAUUUCAGUAUUGACUCUUGGCAUUCCCAACUCGUUCGUUUAUGGCCCCAAGUCUUCUCUAGUCUCUGAGUCCACUUCAAGCAAUUGGGAUUCUAUGAAGUUCAGUUUUUUUUUUUUUUUUUUUUUUUCUCUUUUUGUAAUUGAUCUCUCCCAAUCUUGCUCUGAAAACUUACUCUUUCUUGAAAAAUCAUUAUCUGGGUCUUCGUCAAUCUGAUUCUUCUCUUUGGUUUUGGUUUCCAUCAUCUGUGGGAUAUCUUUUUUUGAGUACUAUUACUUUCUCAUCUAGUUUUGGCUGUUGAACCUGCUGGUGUUCAUGUUUUUCUUGUUUCUUCGUCUUGUUUUUUGCUUUGGAUCUGUGGGUGUAUUUUGUUUCCUGAGAAUUAAGUGUACGAAGUAGGGAAGUUGGAGAUGCUGGGUGGAGGUAUGAAUUUGGUCACUACUAUUAUAGGUUUUGGCAUGAGUGGAACAUUUAUUGUAUUUGUCUGCACAAGAAUAAUCUGUGGGAGGCUCCGCAGGGCCGAACAACGUCCCAUGUUCGAGAUUGAAUCAAGGACUGAUCUUGAACAGCCGGAGCCUCCUCUGGUUAGUGGCCUUGAACCAGUUUUGGUUGCUGCGAUCCCCACCAUGAAGUUCGACAAUGAGGCUUUCAGUUCUAUGGAAGAUCCACAGUGCUCAAUAUGUUUGGCAGAGUAUCAAGAGAAAGAGGUCUUACGAAUAAUGCCAAAAUGCGGCCACACUUAUCAUCUCUCUUGCAUCGAUGUUUGGCUCAGAAAACAGUCUACUUGUCCAGUCUGUCGUCUACCAUUACAAGACUCUUUUGGAAGAAGACAUAUGAGGCCACCUUUGUUUGAUAUUCCUCGAUCUUUAGAUGAUCCUGCAAACUCAAUGGACAACUCCCAGCGGUGGCUGCUACCUGGCCUUGAGCGUUCGGUAGGAAAUGUAAGUACUGAAGAGCAUAAUGAAUCUGUUCUUGUGAACCAACCGGAGUCAACACUUUCUCGAGAAGCAGAAAGAAGAUAGGGAUGAAAGCUACUAAAUGUCCCGUGCUCUACAGAUGAAUACAUGCCUCUGCAUCUGGCAAGCCUUUUUUCUUUUUUAAUUGGAGAUUCUUUUAUUCCUAAAUGUACAGAAAUUUCCUGUCUCUCUUGCAUGGCUCAGACUUAGUUAUUCGGAAUUGUUGUGAAAAAAGGCCUAAAAAAUCUAUGGAUCAGAAUGAAGUCUAAUUGAUAUUUGACAUUCUCAUUCAGGUAUCGAUCACUGUAUUAAUUGAAAUUAUGAAAUUUCAGUA